AUGUUGGAUAUGUGGUUCAUUAUGACUGUGGCUGGUGGUUUCUUCCAAUGCUACGUUGAGAGGAAGCCUUCCAUCUCAUCUUGGAGCGAAGCUGGAUUUCAUGAAGGCGACUUCAUUGAUGUGAUUGUGGUUGUGUCGACUUUUGAAGACAUGUAUACCAAUAAUGGAGACGUUCUCGAAGAAGCUCCAGUUAGCUUGAGUGUUCUAGAUGACGAUGGUUUCCAGCUGUAUUCCAAUAAGACCUUGAACCGAAAGUCAAGGAGGGCCAGGUUCUCUGAACUGUCCCAAUGCUUCUCUGCGCCUCGCGAAGAUUGUGCAGACCCUUCUGCUGACACUUCCUACGAGAAGGCCUGCAGUGGAGGAGACCGGAGAGGAAGUGCUCCGGCUACUCCGAUCCUCGGGAGUCGCAACAUGGAGCUGCCACCUUCCAAUAAGUUGGUGAAUUUCUUCUCCAAGCGAUCCUUCAAGACAAACCCCCUGAAGAGGACAAAGAGCGUGACGAAAUUGGAAAGAAAGAAGUGCUCCAUCGAUGGAGACAGCAUGAGACCGAAUCGACUUCGGACGUCUCGAUCGCACGAGUCCCUGCUUUCUAGUCAAGCCAUGAUAUCCUCGGUGGAUUUGGGUCCUAGUGCGAGCGGGGGUGAAACCCCUCAAGAAGUUCAUCCUUUGCACCCAUCUGUACUUGGACAGGAGCAUUGUUUCCGGCUCUCCUCCACUUCAGGCACUUCAUAUUACGCUUGCCGUACUGCCACUGAACGGGAUCGAUGGGUCCACAGCUUGAGGAGAACGAUCUCGCCGGACGCUGAUCACCUUCGGCGGACGGAGAACUCCCUCAGGAUGUGGAUUCUAGAGGUGAAGAACGUUCCCGUAAAGAAGAGGUACUUCGUGGAACUUUACUUGGAUAAGAAGCUGUAUGCACGGACGUCCUCCAAGCCGAAAGGGGACAUAUGCUUCUGGGGGGAGCAGUUCGAGUUCGAGCACCUCCCCGACAUCCAUUCCGUCACCAUUCAGCUUUACCGAGAAGCCGACAAAAAGAAGAGGAAGGACAAGAAUAUCCUCCUAGGGAUGGUGACGAUUCCGAUUCACACGGUGAAUUCACGAUACCUGAUCGAGAAGUGGUACACGGUGCACACGGAGAAAAGCAGUGGGAGCAAAGAACCCCCAGCUCUUCGAGUCAAAUGUCGUUAUCAGUCCAUCGAUGUCCUUCCCCUCGAUCAUUAUAGGGAUUUCCUCGAGUACCUGGAGAGGAAUUCCGGAUCUUUGUGUGAGAUGUUGGAGCCAAUGAUAAGCCUGAGGGCGAAGGAAGAUGUGGCCACCUGUUUAGUGUCGUUGAUGCAAUGUCAAGGCCGGGCUCAAAGCUUCCUCGCUGAUCUCGUUCUCCUCGACAUUCUUCGUGUGGAUGACGAGCACCUGACGUUUCGAGGAAACUCAUUGGCUACGAAGGCGAUGGAAGGGUACAUGAAGUUGGUUGGAGAGAGGUACCUCCAGCAGACGCUGAGGGAAGUCAUUGGAGUCCUCAUUCAAGGCCAGGCUCUGCUUCAGGAUUGUGAGGUGGAUCCCCUGAAAGUGUCAAGCCAGCAAUGUCUCCAGAGGAAUCAGAGUGCCCUCUUCCAGGCCGUCGAGAUGGUCUGGAACCGGAUUCUAAACUCCUACGCCUUCUUCCCUGUGGAAUUGCGUGAUUGUUUCGCAACAUUGCGAUUGAGGCUGAGUGCUCACGGGAAAGAGGAACUGAGUGAUCACCUCCUCAGUGCUUCGAUAUUCCUUCGAUUUCUCUGCCCUGCGAUCCUCUCCCCUUCCCUCUUUAAUCUCUCCCAAGAAUACCCGGACGAGCGAGCUUCUCGCAAGUUGACACUCAUCGCGAAGACUCUUCAAACCCUGGCGAACUUCACUCAUUUUCAAAGCAAAGAGAGCUUCAUGGAAUUCCUGAACCCUUUCCUAGAAAGGGAAGCACCUGCCAUGAGGACAUUCCUUAAGCAAAUCUCUAGUCCCUUAUCGAAAGAUACCCGGUGUCCUGAAUUUGAUGGCUUCAUCGAUUUAGGGAAGCAUCUUUCCCUCCUCCAUACACUCCUGUCGGAGUGCAUCCCAAAAAUCAGUUCUAAGCUGAAUGAGUUGUCGGUGUACGAGGGAGACGUGGAGCAGUUAAAAGGGAUCCUGGACCGAAUUUCGGCGGUUCUCAACCAGCCUAACAUGAAUCUCCUUCGACAAAUCUCUACCCCGGGCUUUCAAAGCCUGCAGAGGAACAUCUUCAGGUACAACGACCCGACAGUCCAUAGAGAGCGGAGCCCCGGUCCGGGAACUCCUCGAGCAACGUCAGAGUUGAACAACAACCACAACCCACCAGGAUCUCCGAUGGGGCGUUCAGCAACCCUGCCUCGAAGCACCUACCUUUUGGGUGGUGGGAAGAAGGUUGCCAAGGACCUGAAUACGAAUGAUGAUUAUGUGCUCUUUAGUGCUCUUGAGAACACCAAUGCAUCGUUCCAUCAUUCGAAGGCCAACGGCGUACUUCACGGUCAUCACCAUCACCAUCAUCAUCAUAAGCCAGUAAGGCGCGGGAACGGGAGUGCCGGUGACGAGUAUCUUAACGUCGUUCAGUACAUCGAUGAAGCGAAUGAAAACGGGAACUCGAGCGGUGAUGUGGAGCCAGGGAACACGCGUGGAAGUCAGUUGUCCAUAUCCCAACUGUCGAACAUGGCCUCGUCCGGAUACCAAAGCUUCGCCUAUGAGAGUUCCAGUCCUGUAGAUCCUGGAGUCAAUCAUGGCGAUGGGAUCAUGGUGAACGGCCACGGACAAUAUGUCCUCCGGGAUCAGCCCUCCUACGCACACCGCUCCGCAUUGGCGUUCAAUAAUCCCAUGUACCAUAUGGGAAACAAGGGGAGCCCGUCGAGCAGCUUGAGCAGCACUCACAGCGUGGAGGAGUUGCGAAUCCCGAGGCCGAGCCCAGCCGUCCUCCAGCAGCUAUCCACGUCGUCAGAAGAGAGUGGAAGCCUGGACACCCCUCCACGAGAAAGGAGGUUCAAGUCUUUCGCCCCUCGCACUAAUCCUCGCGUUGGCAUCCAGCGCUCCCCUCGCGUCGGUCUCACUCAUUUUCCACCACAGACACAACCUCCUGCUGUUCCUGAGUUACCUAGGAGGAGACAGAAGCUGGCCAAGAGAGUGUCAACAGAAUGCAUAUCCGGGGAAGGAAUUCCAAGGAGUCGGAUAAAUGCUAGCAAUGGCUGGGAUGAAGACUCCGAUGAUUCCGGAGAAAAUCGGAGGAAGCUUUCAAAUGGAGCCGGUUUUGCCUCCAGGAAUGCCCAUCAUCUCUCUUCUGAUCCGAAAUCGCUUGACGAUUACGAGCAUGAGAUAGCCGACCUUCGUGUACAGAUGGAAGGGCUUCAGUCAAAAUUGAGUGCAGCUGAGCACCGAAUGACGCGAAGCCCAGAUGAGCCUGGAGAAUGGCGUUCGAAUACUUAUGGCCAUCUCACCACCACUCCACUCAAUGUCGCCAAUCGAAUCUCACUCGACAGCGAACGGGAUGUUCAGUUGAAGCAGAUCAUUUCCAGGCUUUUGUCAGUGGAGGAGGAGUUGAGGAGAGAGCAGCACGAGAUGGCAUCCAUGAUCAACGAGAAGCAGCAAGUGAUCAAAGCCCAAGAACAGAAGAUCCAUGCUCUUGACGCUGCCAAUUCCCGCUUGUUGGCCAUGUUGACUCAUUUGAAGGACCGAUACUUGUUGCAUGCCUCCAGAACUAACGGCAUGAUCACAGCCUCCACGCCCAGCCCCACGGGAUCCAAUGGGAAUAUGAGCGGAGGGAGUUCUGGUACGGAUGCUCCUUCAUCUCCGAACGGCAACUCCAACGGGGAUCUCCAUGCCUCAUCCUCAGAUUGUUAUACCUUCCCUGAUAUGGCUCAGCUUUCUGAACUGAAGAGCAGUCUUUGUUGAUUCCACUCUCCAAAUGUCUCUUGGAUCUUAUCUUUUUCUGUCGUACAUUUGAUAAUCUCAGCAAGAGUCGAUUUCAAGUUCCUGUCUGCUACACAAUUUGCUGUUGAAUGCCCAUGUCCCAGUGCAACAGAACCCACCUCAGACAUUUGAUGUAUAUAUGACUUCACUGUCGCAAAGUUCUUUUGAUUUUGAUUCAGUCAUCCCAGUGACAGCUUUUUUCACCUCUAUUCCCAUACCAUAACAGAUGGAAGUACAAGCUGACUUAAGUGUUGUAUAUAAUAUGUAGCAGUCUUUAUUUUCUUGAUUUUUUUUUAAAUCCCUGAGAGUAAAAUCAGGGGUUCCUGUAACCCACGUAUACCAAAGAUUGGGCUGGGAUUUACCCAGUUCACUAUGAAAAGUGGAUGUGAAUUUCUCACCUCCAUUCCAUUACUUGGAAAAUGUUAAAUUUCAUGUUGAACGCUUACAAGGACGCAAACACAAAAACGUGGAGAGCAGUAUCCAGAAAACUAUUUUCAGUUUUUGUUCCCCCAGACGCUUAUCCCUUGAGAAUGUGUGACUCCUGUUUCAUGUCGUGAAAGAUGAUAGUAUGGUGAUUGCGUUGAGUGCAUUUGUGAAUGUUGGUUGAACUCAGCCGACAGGGAGCAAUUCUAUUUAUUUCGUGUAUUAGGUGAUUCAGAAAAAUAAAGAUUCCUGGAAAAAGGAA
Molecule: messenger RNA, 4621 nt
Organism: Darwinula stevensoni
Lineage: Eukaryota; Metazoa; Arthropoda; Ostracoda; Podocopida; Darwinulidae
Source: the annotation of a GenBank genome assembly